CCCGGUCUUUUAUACCUGAACAGUUCUACAUACAGUCACCCUCUGCCUUUCAAUGAGUCAACUUCACGCAGUCAUGCAUUCCUCCGGUAAGCAUUUAUGACACAAAGCCUUGGUAAAUUCCCUCUAUGACGCUUGUUGCAUCGGUGAAAAAAAUGACGACAGACAUAUGUGACUCUCUCUCCGCAGCUGAUUUUGAAAUUGCUUUGCUCGGGAUCUUGCCGAUUCCGAGAGUGAGGUCGAUCGAGGUCUUGACCUUGUGGUUUUGCUUCCUCAAUGUUCAAGAUCGACUCAGGCUUGUCCUCUCGUCCCGUGGACGAGGAGGACGGCCCUCCCGGGCAGCGAGCUUCAAUUCAUGGUCGUAUGACCUCCGUUCGUGUAAGCGCAGAGACCACUCGUCCGUCCAGCCCCGGUCGCACACGUCACACCACCACUCCAGCUCGCCAUCUUUUGUCUUUGGCGGGACAUAGGUCCCAUUCUCCCUGGCAAUAUGGUCCUGGGUUGUCUUAUGGCGUUCGAAGUUGCCAUAUGAGCCUUGGGUCCAGAACCAUGCCGGUAUUCUGGAGCAGACACCGCAGAGCUUCGUGGCCGUUUUGUGCUUCCUUCAAACGUUGCUGGCUUUUUGCGUGCGAGUCGUCUCUCCAAUGUCUGAACGCCGAGACGCCUUUGCGGAACUCUUCGGGGCCGUCUGUGAUAAGGUAUUUCUUGAUUCGAGUCGUAUGGUACCCUGCGGCAGGAGGCUGGGCCGUGCUAGUCCUCCUCGGCAUCCGACUCGAUACUGUCGAGAUCCUCCUCCGGGGUGACCUUCUUGGUCGAGAUGCUGCCCAGCACAAAUUCCUACAAUGAUAACUCGCUUUAUCGACCCGCGGUCUUGCCCGACGAGCGAAACAACGCACACAAAGUACCAACGCUCCAAGGCCAGGCGCUUCACUACUUCCGCCUGAGCUCGGGGAGCCAGUCGGGGGAGACGUUGCCGUCUGACGCAGAAGAGCCGGAGUCUUAGUUAGGUAAGUUGGAGCGGGGCGACCAGACUUUGGAGUCGAAUGCGGCGGUCAAGGUGUCCAGUGCGAUUUUGGUGAGGGAGGAAAGGGCGAAGUAAUCGCCGACAGUGUAGACCUCGAAGCAGGAGACGAAGUUGGUUUUUGUGAUGGGGGAGAGAGGGCGGGGAUGUCGCAGAUGCCGGUGUAGAUGUACCGGAUAAGGAUGUCGAUGGCUUCGGGCUCAAAGUUCUCGAUGUUGACGGUGCCGG
Neurospora tetraspora is the source of this 1246-nucleotide messenger RNA. RefSeq lists its product as uncharacterized. The record is from RefSeq and is a predicted model, not a curated record. The transcript has a single exon. The coding region runs from base 274 to 843 and encodes 189 amino acids. NCBI's taxonomy places the organism in Eukaryota, Fungi, Ascomycota, Sordariomycetes, Sordariales, Sordariaceae.